AUGGAGGAGCCGCCGAUUGAAGUCACGCCAUUAAUGGCCAAGUUGCAGGGUCAUUGUACGACUCAGGACAAGGGUCGUGCAGUGCGGCGCGCGCAUUAUGGCCAUCCAGACACUGUAUACAGCUUGGCGCUCUACUCGCUCGGCACCGUUACGACAUUGCUCUCCCUGACUUUUGAGCACGAUUGGAUUCCCAUUCGCGAUCUCUUGCACAUCAUACAGCUCCAGAAUAUCGAUAUUCUCGAGUUGUCCAUCGACGAUUCGAAUAGCAAAUCCGAAGCGAUGCUCGUCCUGCAUCAAGGCCGGUCAGCGUCGGAGCUGCGCCUAGAGUCUCUUACCACCUGCAAGUGGAUAGCGCCUCUCCUCCUGGAGGAGGGUCUGGACGGCGCUUCGGUUCUCAGGACUGCACCGCGUAUCCAUGCACCUGCGGCAUGA
Punctularia strigosozonata HHB-11173 SS5 is the source of this 432-nucleotide messenger RNA. RefSeq lists its product as uncharacterized. The coding region runs from base 1 to 432 and encodes 143 amino acids. NCBI's taxonomy places the organism in Eukaryota, Fungi, Basidiomycota, Agaricomycetes, Corticiales, Punctulariaceae. The transcript has a single exon. The record is from RefSeq and is a predicted model, not a curated record.